CAAAAAAAAGGUAAAUAAAUGGGGAAAAAAAAAAAAAAAAGGUAUGGUUGCUGUCUAAGCCAAAAAAAGAACACAACGGGCGCUUCAACGAAGACGACGAGGAGGAAGCUGACACCGAGAGACUGAGAGACCGAAAGUCUGAUCAACAGCAAAUUGAAAUUGCUGGUUCCCUUUCUAGGGUUUUCACAGCUGUGCAACUACACAGUGAGUUUUACAGGUCCAAAUGCUUGGUGGGUUGUACGGAGACCUUCCUCCACCCACAUCGGCCGAUGAGGAGAAACCGAGCAACUCGACGGUGUGGUCGAGCAGCACUAAAAUGGCGCCGCCGACCCUCCGCAAACCAUCGUCGGUUUUUGCACCGCCACAAACGGUUCUCAAAUCCCAAAGCAAGCCCAAAUCUGUGAAUUCGGUCCACCAGGCAAGAUCCACAACAUCGCCAGCGGUGGCGCCACUGCCGGCGGUGGUACCGGAUGAUGUGGCGCAACCGGCGCUUGUGGGUAUUACGUCCACAGUGAUGGAAGAGUAUGACCCUGAAAGACCUAAUGACUACGAGGAGUACAGGAGGGAGAGGAAGAGGAAAGCUAUGGAGGCUGAAAUGAGGAGGGAGCUCGAACGGAGGAGGCAAGAGGAGGAGGAGAAGGAGAGGGAGAGGGAGAGGGAGAGGGAGAGGAGGGAAAGAGACGAGAGAGAAAGGGAUUACAGUGAAUCCCGAUUAAACAUUUCAGGUGAGGAAGCGUGGAAAAGGCGUGCCGCCAUGAGUGGGGCUGUGCCGAGGUCACCAUCUCCGCCGAGUAAUGGAGAUGGAUUCAGCAUUGGAAAGUCAGAAACAGGCGGAUUAGGCGUAGGUGCUGGUGGCCAAAUGACAGCUGCCCAAAGAAUGAUGGCCAAGAUGGGGUGGAAGGAGGGUCAAGGGCUUGGUAAGCAGGAGCAGGGGAUUACUACUCCUCUGAUGGCUAAGAAAACGGAUCGCAGAGCUGGAGUGAUUGUGAAUGCCAGUGAUACAAAGCCCGAGAAGAAGGUGAAGAGUGCCAACUUUAAUGGGGUACCCACUCGGGUGUUGCUGCUUAGGAACAUGGUGGGCCCUGGUGAGGUAGAUGAUGAGUUGGAGGAUGAGGUAGGCUCAGAGUGUGCAAAAUAUGGAACGGUGACUCGGGUUCUCAUAUUUGAGAUAACUGAGCCAAAUUUUCCAGUUGAUGAAGCCGUAAGAAUAUUUGUGCAGUUUGAGAGGUCUGAAGAAACAACAAAAGCGCUUAUUGACCUUGAUGGUCGAUACUUUGGGGGUAGAGUGGUCCGUGCCUCAUUCUAUGAUGAGGAAAGAUUUGGCAAGAAUGAAUUGGCUCCAAUGCCCGGAGAAAUCCCAGGAUUCACUUGAUUGAUUGAAGAUGUUUCAAACAGAGCAUUAAAUAUUGUCAAUUUUGAAAGUUAUGAUGGAUCAGGAUUCAUAUGGUCAGUAGCAAAUGUUGGAAGUAGCAUUUAGUUGAACUUUGGUUUAGGCAAUAGGGUCAAACUGAUGUGUGAUGGUGUUGGGAGCACAAGGAAUUGGUAGUUUACCAUUUGAAACAGCUUGAAGCAUUUUCGCUACUUUGGUGAUCAAUUUGUAUUUUUACCCCGCCGCACAUCUUUAUAUUCAUUUAUGGGUUCGAUUAUGUUAUUUGAAAACUGUUACCAUGUAAAAAGAUAGGUAAUGAUGCUCAAGUGUCCUGCCAUGGCUCAUGUUCUGUGAAAACACAAUUUUGGUUGUUAUCCAAGUACCAAUGAAUCAUUGGUGUUUUACAGA
Ziziphus jujuba (common jujube) is the source of this 1777-nucleotide messenger RNA. Its product is annotated as DNA-damage-repair/toleration protein DRT111, chloroplastic. Gene Ontology annotation, cellular component: precatalytic spliceosome. The transcript has 3 exons. Gene Ontology annotation, molecular function: RNA binding. Bases 224 to 1372 code for a protein of 382 amino acids. Lineage: Eukaryota; Viridiplantae; Streptophyta; Magnoliopsida; Rosales; Rhamnaceae. The record is from RefSeq and is a predicted model, not a curated record. Gene Ontology annotation, biological process: mRNA cis splicing, via spliceosome.